AUGAAUUUGAAAAAGAAUCCAUCUUGUUUUCUCUCCUUUAUAAUCAUUUAUUCUAUUCUUCUACCAACCUUAUUCUUCUCUUUUUCUCUCUCUAUCUUUCUCCUACCCCCUCCCAUUUUAAAUACAUUUCCCUCCACUUCUUCCUAUUUUCAAAAACAUUAUCGUUCAUAUUUGAUCUACCUCUUUGGUGUUGACGAGCCCGUUCUAGCGUCGCGUUUAUCUGUACCCGACUCCACCACAACCCUUAACCCUCUUUAUCUAUAUAACUCUCUCCUCCAUUAUAGACCAAUUCUUACUCCCUCACCUUCUAUUCUUAUCUUUUUCUCUUUUCUUUCUCUCUUUCCUAUGCCUUUCAAUUUUCCUGACGGUGCCACAUCUAUAGAAGUGACAUCGCACCGAAAAGAAUUCUCAAAUGAAAAGCCCACCAAAAACAUGGAGUCGGAAAACACAAUCUUCCUUCCCAAGCGUAUUUUGGAAAAAAAGAAGGCGAUUUAG
This is a messenger RNA of Acanthosepion pharaonis, 495 nucleotides long. NCBI's taxonomy places the organism in Eukaryota, Metazoa, Mollusca, Cephalopoda, Sepiida, Sepiidae. The record is from the annotation of a GenBank genome assembly.